UUAUUAAUUAUUCAGCUUUAUUAGCUCCACGACUCGAACAAAAGAAAAUCCCCAAAAAGAUCCGAUGUGGUUUCUUUUAAUUUCAAUAUUCAUUUGUUGCAGUAUUUUAAAGUAUUUCCAAAAAUUAAAUUAUUGGCGUAGCCAUGGUGUGAAAAAUAUAAGUUUCAUACGCCUAAUAUCCAAUGUCCUCAAACGGCAAAUGGGUGUGGCAUUGGGGGAUAUUUAUCAACAACUUUAUGAAGAAAAAGAACCAUUUAAAGUUGCCUUAUCCCCUUUUCUUACUGUUCUAAUUCUACAGGAUAUGGAGUCAAUAAAGGAUGUGAUGAUCAAACAAUUUGAGAAUUUCCCUGAACGAGGAUUCUACACCAACCAUCGAGAUCCAUUGAAUACAAAUCUAAUACGCCUGGAAUAUGAAUGGUGGCGGCCAUUGAGGCAAAAAUUAACUCCGGUAUUUUCUCCGGCUAAAAUGCAAGCCAUUUUUCCUACGCUGCUCAAGGUGACGGAGCUUUUUGCCAGCAAAGUGAAAACCACAAUGGAAGAGGAGGAAAAUGGAGAGCUGGCCAUUUAUGAUCUGUGUGCCCGUUUCACUACUGAUGUGGUGGGCAGUGUGGCCUUUGGAAUUGAAUUUAAUAGUCUCGAGGAUCCCAACUCCCAGGCCCGACGACAAGGUCUAAAAAUCUUCGAUUAUGUAUGGCAUCCAAUUUUAGAUAGCCUUGCCGGCCAUUAUCGAGCUGUGAAAAAUUUUUUCAAUAUCAAAUUAUUUAAACCCGAAAUAAGUGGAUUUUUCCGGAAAUUGGUAUCAAACAUUAUUGAAUAUCGUCAGAAGAAUGGCAUAAGGCGUGAGGAUUUAAUGGAUACCUUGAUAGAGCUUAAGCAACACGACGAAAGGUCUAAGCAGGAAUUUGCUUUGUCGCUGGAAUUGAUUGUGGGCCAGGUGUUUGGAUUUUUUGGUGCUGGAUUUGAAACCUCUUCGAAUACCUUGACAUAUGUUCUGUAUGAAUUGGCCAGGCAUCCAGAAAUUCAAGAAAAGGCAAGGGAGAAUGUAAAGGAAGUCCUAAAAAACCAUGGAAAUGAAUUUACCUAUGAGAAUAUCCGGGAAAUGCAGUAUUUGAAACAAGUUAUUAACGAAACCCUUCGUCUACAUCCUCCCGCUCCCUACACGGUGCGAGUUUGCCGCCAGCCAUGCAGCUUAACAACCAAAAGAGGUUCACUCAAAAUACCUCUGGGCACCAAAGUUAUGAUACCCAUUUAUGGAAUACAUCAUAAUCCGCAGUAUUAUCCUCAACCACAUCUCUUUCGGCCAGAACGUUUUGACGCCAAUAUGGAGUUGGGCUGCAAAUUUCCGUCCUGUGCCUAUAUGCCCUUUGGUUUGGGUCCAAGAAUUUGUAUUGGUGAGCGUUUGGCUAAAAUGCUCUUGACAUUGUCAUUGGCCAUGCUUUUGCAACGUUAUCGUUUCUCCUGCUGUCCUGCAACGCCCAAGGAAUUGCAUUUCGAUCCCAGGAAAAUGUUGGUGCUGUCGUCGAAAGAGAAAAUUGUUUUGAAGGUGGAAACGGUGUAA
Molecule: messenger RNA, 1558 nt
Organism: Musca domestica (house fly)
Lineage: Eukaryota; Metazoa; Arthropoda; Insecta; Diptera; Muscidae
Product: probable cytochrome P450 6a14
Exons: 2
Coding region: 65-1558 (497 amino acids)
Molecular function (GO): oxidoreductase activity, acting on paired donors, with incorporation or reduction of molecular oxygen; monooxygenase activity; heme binding
Source: RefSeq, a predicted model, not a curated record